AGCCGCCUCGCAAUCCGUCGCCAUCCCGCCGCCCCCGCGCCCCGGCGCCGCCCUGACCGCCAUCGCCCGGCCCAGUCGCGCCCGCGGGACCUAGAUCAGGCAGAUCGGGAGUGGUGCCAAUAAAAAUUUCCUUACUAGAUGACAUUUCAUCGCAAUGUCCGAUCGUUUGGGGCAACUAACCAAGGGCAAGGAUGGGAAAAGCAAGUAUGCAACGCUCAGCCUGUUUGAUAAGUAUAAAGGCAAAUCAGUAGACGCCAUCAGAUCCUCAGUUAUUCCUAGACAUGGCUUACAGAGUCUUGGGAAAGUUGCCACAGCCCGGCGGAUGCCGCCACCUGCGAACCUGCCAAGCUUGAAGUCUGAGAACAAAGGAAACGACCCCAACAUCGUGAUAGUACCCAAGGACGGAACGGGAUGGGCAAACAAGCAGGAUCAGCAAGACCCAAAGAGUUCCAGUGUGCCGGCCUCUCAGCCGCCGGAGUCGCAGCCGCCGCCGGGUUUGCAGAGAUCUGUCUCCAGUUCACAGAGGCCGACACCGUCGACCAGUCAGGAGAGUACAAAUUCAGUGCCAGGUGGACCAAAGUCAUGGGCACAGCUGAAUGGAAAGCCAGCAGGACACGAAGGUGGUUUAAGGGGCUCAAGCCGACUAUUAUCCUUCUCUCCCGAGGAAUUUCCGACGCUGAAAGCAGCUGGCGGGCAGGACAAGGCUGGCAAAGAAAAGGGCGUCUUAGAUCCGUCGUAUGGGCCAGGACCAAGCCUCCGCCCGCAAAAUGUGACAAGCUGGAGGGAGGGCGGUGGGCGAAACAUAGUCUCUGCCACGUCUCUGAGCACCUCCCCCACUGAGCUGGGCAUCAGGAACUCGAGUGCGGGAGACGGAGCCCCCUCGGCAUGCACCAGCGGUUCUAAGGACCCCUCGCUUCGCCCGGCUCAGCCUGUCCGCAGAGGGGCUUCACAGUUCACGGGAAAUGUAUACCACCCACCUACAUACCAUGACAUGCUUCCUGCCUUUAUGUGUUCACCCCAGUCAUCAGAGAACCAGGGCACAGUGGAACGAGGAUCUUUCCCCCUUCCUCAACUCCGUCUUGAACCCCGUGUUCCUUUUAGACAGUUCCAGAUGAAUGACCAAGAUGGGAAGGAAAACCGCCCGGGGCUGCCCCGUCCGGUUCGCCCGCUGCGGCAGCUGGUGGAACGUGCGCCCCGGCCCACCAUCAUCAACGCUGAGAACCUGAAGGGCCUGGACGACCUGGACACGGAUGCCGACGACGGCUGGGCAGGCCUCCACGAGGAAGUGGACUACUCUGAGAAGCUGAAGUUCAGUGAUGAUGAAGAAGAGGAGGAGGUGGUGAAGGAUGGAAGGCCCAAAUGGGACGGCUGGGACCCUGGAAGGCAGCGACAGCUGUCAUUGAGCUCUGCAGACAGUUCUGAUGCCAAGCGGACUCAAGAAGAAGGGAAGGACUGGGGUGACCCUGUAGGUGUGACCCGUAUCAUCCGGAAGGUGCCAGAACCACAGCCACCUUCCAGAAAGCUUCACAGCUGGGCAUCAGGCCCUGACUGCCAGAAGUCCUCGGCGGGUAGCAUGUUCCGGCAACAGUCAGUCGAGGACAAAGAGGACAAGCCCCCUUCGCGGCAGAAGUUCAUCCAGUCGGAGAUGUCUGAGGCCGUGGGCCGUGCCCGCAAGCGGCGGGAGGAGGAGGAGCGGCGCGCGCGGGAAGAGAGGCUGGCUGCCUGUGCCGCCAAGCUCAAGCAGCUGGACCAGAAGUGCAAGCAGGCGCAGAAGGCGAGCGAGGCCCAGAAGCAGGUGGAGAAGGAAGGCCCCCGCUCUCCGGGCAUGGAGAAGGCACCCCCACAGGAGAAUGGUCCUGCCACCCACAAAGGGCCCCCUGAGUUCCCUGUCCAGGAAGCCCCCAGAUCACUUUCUGAAGAAGCUCCUGCAGCUCCCCCAGCUGUGGCCCAGAAUGGCAGCAGUGAGGAGGGCUCCCGUGAGGCAGGGUCCCCCGCACAGGAGUUCAGCAAGUACCAGAAGGCACUUCCGCCCCGCUUCCAGCGCCAGCAGCAGCAGCAGCAGCAGCAGCUGUACAAGAUGCAGCACUGGCAGCCCGUGUACCCGCAGCGCCCCUUCUACCCGCACCCCCCGCAGGUGCUGGGCUUUGACCCACGGUGGAUGAUGAUGCCGUCCUACAUGGACCCGCGUAUUCCUCCCACGCGCACCCCCGUGGACUUCUACCCCUCGGCGCUGCACCCUUCAGGACUGAUGAAACCCAUGCUGCCCCAAGAGUCCCUCGGUGGUUCAGGCUGCCGCUCUGAGGAACAGAGCUGUGUGGCCCCUCUCCAAGACAGAAAAGUGGCCUCCAUCGACCCUGCCCCCGUGUGGAGCCCCGAGGGCUACAUGGCACUGCAGGGCAAGGGCUACUCGUUGCCCCACCCGAAGCCCGGCGACGCCUUGGCCAUGGACAUGCAUGUCAGGAAUGAAAGCUCUUACUCUGCCUCACCCGGAAGGUCCGGGGGCGUAAGUGCCCAGCGCGAUCUCCCUGAGGAGAGGGGCGAGGCGUGCUUGAGCGCUUUUGACAAGAAGGCCCCAGCAGACUUUGACAGCUGUGUCUCUUCUCAAAGGAUAGGCCAGGAGCUUUUGUUUUCGUCCCAGGAAAAUGUUCAGGAAGCUGGUGCUCCUGGGGUGCCAACCCCGAACCUCAGGCGCUCCCCCAGGGAGCCUGACUUUCCCCCCAGUGAGAAAAAGCCUGAGUAUAGCAGUUGGGAUGCCGGCUGCCUGUCCACAGCCUCUGACACAGCCGCCAGCGUGGAGCCUGAGCCACCCCAGGAGGAGCCCACCUUUCCCCGAUCCUCCUGGGGGAAGGAGGGAACUGCCCCCAAACAGCCGUCCCUGGAGCCCUCCUGGACUCCUGAAGCCGGGGCUCCCAGUAGCCAGCAGCAGGAGCCUCCCACCCGCCCUCGGAGAUCGGGCCCCGUCAAGAAGCCUGUCCUUAAGGCGCUCAAGGUGGAAGACAAGGAGAGGGAGUUGGAGCGGGCCAGGCAGGAGGGGAGCUACGAGGGUGCCCGUCCUGCCAAGGAGAACGACCCCUCACUGGCCAGCACCCCACCGUCCCCCACUGAGGACCCAGACACGGCCCGCACCUGUCUGGGCUCGGAGGAGGAAAAGCCGGCGCGGGCUUGGGAGCCACGGCCAUCCCGGGAGCCGGGCGAGGUGCCCCCGACCAAGAGGAACAACUGGAUCUUCAUCGAUGAGGAGCAGGCCUUUGGGGGAGGCCGCGGGCCACCCCGAGGCCGUGGCCGGGGCUUCCGGGAGUUCACCUUCCGGGGCCGGCCCACUGCCUCUGGAGCCCUCUGCAAUGGCGGUGGCGUCCUCGGGACACGGGGCCUCUAUGGCGGCAGCAGUAGCAGCAGCAGCCCACGGAGUGGUCGAGGCCGGGGCCUUCGAGAGUUCAGCCAGCCCGAAGACUUUCCCAGAGCCAAGCCACGGCGCAGGGUCGCCAGCGAGACGCACAGUGAAGGCUCUGAGUACGAGGAGUUGCCCAAGCGACGCAGGCAGAGGGGUGCUGAAGGUGGCCAUGAGGGCUCACCACCAGGGCGGGAGGACACCAGCACCCGGAAGGGCGACUUUCGAGAAUCCUGGCGCUCCAGCAAGGCCUGCCCCGAGGAUGCCUGCGGCCUGGACCCCAAGAGCCGAGGACCUCGGGCCUUUGGACGUGCCCUCCCACCCCGUCUGAGCCACUGUGGCUACACACGCCGGACCUUUGUGUCCAGGGAGUCUCCGCACUGGCAGAGCAAGAGCACAGGCACCUCCUGGCAGGAGUAUGGCACCCCUGACCCGGGCACAUCCCGGCGACCCGCCGACAGGGACUAUGCUGCCGAUGCCUACCGACACUCAGACUCGUUCGGGGCCCGAGCCUUCGUUCCCGAUGAGCCCAGGCCCGAUUCAGAAAGUGCCGAGAACCGGCCCUUCAGGAGACGCCGUCCCCUGCGCCAGGACAAGCCCCCUCGCUUUCGGCGCCUCCGGCAGGAGCGAGAAUCCUUGGGACUCUGGGGGCCUGAGGAAGAGCCCGCCCUGCUGACCAACCCAUGGCCCGGCCAGGCCAGAGUGUGUCUGGGCAACAAGAGCAGCAUGGCGGGCCGCCGGACCCCAGAGCUGGCGUACCAGAACUCCUCCGACCAUGCCAACGAAGAGUGGGAGACAGCGUCAGAGAGCAGUGACUUCAGCGAGCGCCGCGAGCGGCGGGAGGGCUCAGGACCCGAGGCCAGUGCCCAGCCUGAGGGCAGCUCCCCUGGGCCAGGUUUGGCUGAGAAGAAGGAGCUGGCCAAGAGGAGCUUCUCCGGCCAGAGGCCGCUGGUGGACAGACAGAGCCGGAAGCUGGAGCCGGGAGGGUGUGGGGAGAAGGCUGGGAGGCCAGGUGGUGGUGAGACGUCUCCCCGUUUUGAGAGCCAACAGAGCGGGACGCCCCUGAAAGCCAAAAGGUCCCCAGAUGAGGCCUUGCCUGCAGGUCUUGGUGGCCGUGGUGGUGGAAGUGGCCAUUAUACCCUGGAGCGGUCAGGCCCCAGUACCUCGGAGGUGCCUGAAGCUGUGUGUGAGAAAGCGGAUCCAGAGGCAGCCCUGGCAGCCCAGAGGACUGGCCCUCAGGGAGAGGCCCUGCAGCAGUUUGACCUGAGCUACGGGAAUGCCAUCAUGGAGAACUGCGGGUCCAGCCCUGGAGAGGAGAGUGAGGUGGGCUCCAUGGUGGGCGAAGGCUUCAUCGAGGUCCUGACCAAGAAGCAGCGCCGCCUGCUGGAGGAGGAGCGUCGGAAGAAGGAGCAAGCAGUACCAGUGCCGCCAGUCAAAGGCCGAGGUCUCUCCCGUAUCCCUCCUCGGUUUGCUAAGAAGCAGAAUAAUCUGUGUCUGGAGCAAGGCGAGGUGGCUGUGCCUGGCAGCAGCCUGGGAACAGAGAUCUGGGAGAGCAGCAGUCAAGCUCUUCCCGUCCAGGCUGCCUCCAGCGAUGCUUGGACCAAGGCCGCCACUGCCUUCAACAGCACUGAGUCCAGCUCUGCCGAGCAGGCCUUUAAGAGCAGCCAGGGAGACAGUGGUGUGGACCUGAGUGCUGAGUCCCGGGAGUCCUCGGCCACCUCCUCGCAGCGCAGCUCUCCAUAUGGUACCCUGAAGCCUGAGGAGAUGAGUGCCGGGCUAGAGCCCAAGGCCGACAGCCACAAGGAGCAGGCCCCGAAGCCGCCCGAGCGCAAGGAUUCAGAGCAAGGCUCAGGGCAGAGCAAGGAGCACCGGCCGGGCCCCAUAGGAAAUGAACGCUCCCUGAAAAACAGGAAGGGCUCGGAGGGUACCGAGCGGCUGCAGGGGCCAGGCGUAGCGCCCGUCAAUGGGGUGGAGAUCCACGUGGAUUCAGUGCUGCCAGUGCCUCCCAUCGAGUUUGGAGUCAACCCAAAGGACUCAGACUUCAGCUUGCCCCCGGGUUCUGCUUCUGGACCUCCUGGGAAUCCAGUUGUGAAACUCCAGGAUGCCUUGGCCAGUAACGCUGGGCUGACGCAGAGCAUCCCCAUCCUCCGGCGGGACCAUCACAUGCACAGGGCCAUCGGCCUGUCCCAGAUGUCCUUCCCCACCGCCGACCUCACUCUGAAGAUGGAAUCUGCGCGCAAGGCAUGGGAGAACUCGCCCAGCCUGCCCGAGCAGAGCUCCCCUGGGGCUGCUGGCUCAGGCAUCCAGCCACCCUCAUCUGGGGGCGCCUCCAGUGGGGUCAGCUACAGCUCCUUUGGGGGCGUAUCCAUGCCACCCAUGCCUGUGGCUUCCGUAGCGCCUUCUGCUUCUCUUCCAGGUAGCCACCUGCCGCCCCUCUACCUGGAUGGUCAUGUGUUUGCGAGUCAGCCCCGGCUGGUACCCCCCACGAUACCUCAGCAGCAGAGCUACCAACAGGCUGCGCAGCAGAUCCCCAUCUCCCUGCACACGUCGCUGCAGGCACAAGCCCAGCUGGGCCUGAGGGGUGGGCUCCCUGUCUCCCAGUCACAGGAGAUCUUCAGCUCCUUACAGCCCUUCAGGUCCCAGGUAUACAUGCACCCCAGCCUGUCACCUCCCAGCACCAUGAUCCUCUCAGGGGGGACGGCCUUGAAGCCCCCCUACUCGGCGUUCCCGGGCAUGCAGCCCCUGGAGAUGGUGAAGCCGCAGUCAGGCUCGCCCUACCAGCCCCUGAAUGGGAGCCAAGCCCUGGUCUACGAGGGCCAGCUUGGCCAGGCUGCAGGACUGGGCGCCUCCCAGAUGCUGGACUCCCAGCUCCCACAGCAGCUGACCAUGCCCAUGCCAGGCUCCCAGCUGCCUCUGCCUCGUUAUGGCUCCGGCCAGCAGCCUCUGAUCCUGCCACAGUCCAUCCAGCUACCACAAGGGCAGAGCCUAUCCGUUGGGGCCCCCCGAAGAAUCCUGCCGCCUGGCUCCCAGCCUUCAGUCCUGAACACCAGCAGAGAGUCCUCCCAGAUGGAGAUGAAGGGCUUCCCUUUUGCCGACAGUAAACAGAAUGUUCCUCCAGGAGGCUCGGGGCCCUCACCACAGGCCUACAGGCCUAGCUCUGCUAGCCCCAGUGGGAAGCCCUCUGGACCAGCAGUUAACAUGGGCUCUGUGCAGGGACCCUGCGGUCAACAGGCAAAGCCCCGAGUGGACGAGAAGCCCAGCCUGGGAGCCGUGAAACUCCCUGAGCCGCCCUCGGCCACCUCCCAGAUGAAGCGAACCGGCGCCAUUAAGCCUCGGGCGGUGAAGGUGGGAGAGAGCAAGGCCUGAGGAGUGGCCCCCUGCCCAAGGCCCGUGGAGCCUGCUCCGUCCACUCCUGAGCACCUGCCGUCCAGCCAGCUUGCCCCGUGGACCCAUGGCAUUGACCUGCUUGCUUCAACACCAAACACACCGGUCUGUCUGUCCUCUCCUCCCACGUGACUGGGCCGUGCAGCUCCUGGGGCCAGCUCGCUGGCUGCGUCUGUAGCUUCCUGCCCGCCUGCCCACCAGACCUGGGCACGGUGCCGAUGCGGUGUGAGGCUUUUUGUUUGAAAAAGCAGCUAAGGAUUUUACCAAGGAGAAAGGGAAGGAAAACACAAGCUGCUUGUGAAUAGCUGAACUUUUGUACGUUUCCCUCCUGCCUCUCCGACCGUUCGUCCAUCCGUCUCGUCCUUUUCUCAGUUCUGCGGCUGCGACCCCUCCAGAGGUGACGUACCACUCCCCAUGGAUGGAGCUGGGGCCCUGGGGGGCUUCCAGCCUGGGCUCUUAGCCAACAUGAUGACGCUCCCAUCGAGUCUGUCCUGGAUGUUCCUGAGUCCCUGGCUGGCACCUCAGGGCUGCCAGCUCACCCUCUGCUGUGAAGCCGUCGGAGCCCCAUCCUCUCCUUCCUUCUCUCUGGCCUGUCCCUCUACCUCUUAGGCAGCCCAUCAUUAGGAACUGGGUCCCUUUGCACCCACAGGCUGAUGGGGUGCCUCUACCCUCCCUCCCCGUGCUCUAGUUCCAAUCCAGGCUGCCAGCUUGUUGGGACCAAGAGGCCUGGGCGAUCACUCAGCAUCCACCUCUCUUCCCUUCUCCUCCCCCAGGGUGGUAGUGGUGUUGGGUUCAGGUCUGUCUGGUGCUGCCAUGAGGAUUUCCCACUGGGCCAUCUCCAAGUCGGGGUUGUGCCUGCUUUUUCAGAAGGGAAAUAGAGGGAGGGCUCCUGGGCCUAGACAGGACAGCUUUAGGCCCUAACUUUCUCGAGUGCCAGACCUUCUGGGGGUGGCACCAGUGUCCCUGGCCCAGGAGGAAGCAGCCUCCUGUUGUCCUGGAAGAGGCUUCACCCCUCCCCUUCUUUCCAUACCCUCAUCCCCCACCCUGGGGCCUCACUUCUCACCAGCUUUUUUUUUUUCUUUGUCCCCCAACUCAUUAUUGUUCUGAGGUCCCUUCUGCGUGCUCCCUCCAUGUCGUCUCCCCCCCGCCUCCCAUCCUGGAGCGAAUUCUGUCCAGCAGGAGAGGAUCGGCUCAUGGGGAACCAACUGGACAGUGCUGGAUGUGUCAGCGACCCCAGGCUCCCUACAGAUGGGCCCAAACCGAAUUUCCUUUCUGGGAACCAGGAGAUGAGAGUCCCCUUCUCUAGCCCCCUCAGCCCUGUAUCUUCUUCUCCUUCCCAAUAAAAACAGAAAACACUAGAAUUUAUUUAUAUGUAUUGAUGUUGUAGGUCUAGGUGAACAAAAAAAAAAAAAAAGCAAA
Suncus etruscus (white-toothed pygmy shrew) is the source of this 8191-nucleotide messenger RNA. RefSeq names its product proline rich coiled-coil 2B (gene PRRC2B). The record is from RefSeq and is a predicted model, not a curated record. Gene Ontology annotation, biological process: cell differentiation. The transcript has 32 exons. Lineage: Eukaryota; Metazoa; Chordata; Mammalia; Eulipotyphla; Soricidae. Bases 155 to 6754 code for a protein of 2199 amino acids.